AUGGUGGAAUGGUUUCAGCUGGGACACUUUUCUAGAUAUGCUGUUGACAAACUUGACUUUGAAUCUGGACAAUUGCUUUACACUAUUCUUUUCUUUCCCCAGUCAUUUUCCGCAUAUUACAAAGGUGGAUUUGAGCAGAAGAUGACCAGACGGGAAGCCAGCCUCAUCCUCGGGAUCAGUCCGACCAGCACUAAGACAAAGGUACGGGAAGCCCACAGAAGGAUCAUGGUCCUAAAUCAUCCAGAUAAAGGUGGAUCUCCGUAUUUGGCAGCAAAGAUCAAUGAAGCAAAAGAUCUGCUUGACUCUGGCCCUCGGCGCUGACCUGCUGCCUUCACCAGCCCAGCAGAGAGUUACAUCUACUUCACUGCCGCCAACUCACCCAGAGCCUCCGCAGCUCUCUCUUCAUCUCCACGUUUUCCUGCCAUAACUCAGCCGACUCUGUUGUAUCCGUCACUAUUCCUCACCAACACUUAAUGCAAGUCUGCAAAGGUUGGUCAAUCAUGUUAAAGCAUCUCCUUGUGAAAUCCUG
Messenger RNA from Danio aesculapii, 529 nucleotides. It is a transcript of the gene dnajc15, whose product is annotated as DnaJ (Hsp40) homolog, subfamily C, member 15. Gene Ontology annotation, biological process: protein import into mitochondrial matrix. Lineage: Eukaryota; Metazoa; Chordata; Actinopteri; Cypriniformes; Danionidae. The record is from RefSeq and is a predicted model, not a curated record. Gene Ontology annotation, cellular component: PAM complex, Tim23 associated import motor. Gene Ontology annotation, molecular function: ATPase activator activity.